CAUGACUGUGGAGUUUGUCUCUCACGCUUGAUUCACAUCAAGAAGGGAUUUCUGUGGGACAGGAUAGAAACAGGACCAGGACAGAGGCCAACUAUUUAGCUGUCGAUCCAGACAUACACCACCUCAAGGCUGAGACGCUCUGCGAGGACAUUUGCAUAAAGUGCUAAAUAGGGAUCUGAUGGAGCAGGGCAGGUGAUACCGGCCAACGGACACACAGAGGAAGGAGGGCCCAGAGCUGACACUGACAAAGACUGAGCUCAGAGCACACACCCACCAACACACACACACACACGCUCACACUAACUCACACCUGUGGCUCAGGCAGAGAACUCAGACCUGCACAGAGGAGGACUUAUACAAACCUCAAACUCUCCCCUGCUGGGAUCUCAGAAGCAUUUGAUUGCAGAAAAAUGUAUUUUGGACUUCUACGGGAGUGAGCUGGGAGAAAGAGAGAGGAUCAUCUCACAUCUUCAUUCGACAGAUAAUCCAGACGUACAUACAUACAUCUCCGGAAGAUGGAUCAGUCUCCUCAGAUCUGGCACAUGCAGGUUGACAAUGCUGGAGAGCUGCAAAAGAAGGUGUCGAUCGCUGGUCAGCCAGAAUGCUCAAUCUGCUAUAACACCUACGACAACGUCUUCAAAACGCCAAAGCUGCUGGAGUGCACCCACACCUUCUGCCUGGAGUGCCUCUCCCGCCUCAUGGCGUUCUCCCUUGCCGAACAGGAGGAUAAUGGCGGCAGCGCUCACCUCUCCUGCCCUUUCUGCCGCCAAACAACCACGCUGCCUGAGGAAGGACCCCCGGCACUGACCACAAGCCACGAGGUCCUCUGCAAGCUGCCCAGCCACCAGCAGCAGGAGGAGCCGGUGUGGCUGGACGGGGAGAAGCUCUGCUACAAAACCAGACACAACGCCCCAGACAGUCCCACGGCCUUUUGCGUCUGCAUCGACAUCGGGGCCACCAAGUCUGCUGCGCCGGUCCAGUCGCAGCCCCGGACUUCUGGCAUUCUGGACCGGCUUUCUGACUGGAAGAGGAUGGUGCUCUUCGUUGUACUCAUGGUGCUGCUUGUUGUCAUCGUGUUGUGGCCUCUACAGUGUGUUUUCAGCACUGGGAGCAUGCGUUGUAUGCGGGAAACAAACACUCCCAACCCAACCCCAGCUACCACUACCUUUAGCUCGAUCGCUCGCUCUGCUCUGUCCGAUUAAACUUCUAAACUUGCUGGACUUCACUGCAACUGUAAAUUGUUUGUUUUUGACACAGCCCUUAUUCAUCCUUUGCUCAUAAUUGCAACAACUGUUGCUGUCAACACCUUACAUUUUCACCUGCAAUAGAGUCACAGGUUUUGGACUGCAAUAGAACCACGAUGUUGGACGAGAUGUCAGACUUUAGCACCGCUCAGUGUUGGUUUUUAUAAAGGCGCUCUGACGAACCCCACAGGGGGCCAAAUAUGAAAAUGCUGAAAGCAACACGGACUGCAUUCACUGGAAUUUUGAGUUUUGGUUACCUAUGCAAGUGAAAUCAUUGAACUAUUUAACAUUUUUAAAAUCAUAAUCACUUUCAAAUAGCUGCUUUAACUGGAAUAAAUCCCUCUCAAGCUCCUACA
Molecule: messenger RNA, 1600 nt
Organism: Labrus mixtus (cuckoo wrasse)
Lineage: Eukaryota; Metazoa; Chordata; Actinopteri; Labriformes; Labridae
Product: RING finger protein 223
Exons: 3
Coding region: 516-1202 (228 amino acids)
Biological process (GO): protein ubiquitination
Molecular function (GO): ubiquitin protein ligase activity
Source: RefSeq, a predicted model, not a curated record